Messenger RNA from Protopterus annectens (West African lungfish), 2493 nucleotides. RefSeq names its product extracellular calcium-sensing receptor-like. Lineage: Eukaryota; Metazoa; Chordata; Ceratodontiformes; Protopteridae. Gene Ontology annotation, cellular component: membrane. Gene Ontology annotation, biological process: G protein-coupled receptor signaling pathway. The record is from RefSeq and is a predicted model, not a curated record. Gene Ontology annotation, molecular function: G protein-coupled receptor activity. Bases 124 to 2493 code for a protein of 789 amino acids. The transcript has 6 exons.
AUUCAGAUUGUGAAAAACCUCCAGAGAACUGUUUUGCCCAUAAUUACCAAAGAAGGAGAUAUCAUCAUUGGAGGAGUAUUUCCUAUUCAUUUUAGGGUGCUUGAAUCAAAUCUGACUUACAACAUGCAACCAGAGACUACAAGAUGUGAUGGUUUCAGUUUUAGGUCAUUUAGAUGGGCCCAGACAAUGAGAUUUGCAGUUGAGGAAAUCAACCAGAAACAUCAGAUCUUGCCUAAUAUCAGUCUGGGAUUUAGAAUAGAUGAUUCUUGCAAUACCCAGUUCCAAGCCCUGAGAGCUGCCAUUAUACUGCUGACUGGAGAAAGUGGCAGAUGGACCACUUCCAUUCCUGCAAUCAUCGGUGCUUCUGGAGUUAUUUUAGCUGGAGCAUUACUGGGUGUUUUCAAUAUUCCACUGGUCAGUUAUUUUUCAACCUGUCCAUGCUUAAGUAACAAACAAGAAUAUCCAUCCUUUCUGCGUACUAUACCAAGUGACUUAUUUCAAGUUAAUGCUUUGGUAGAAUUAGUAACAUAUUUUAAAUGGACUUGGAUUGGAGCCAUAGCAACUGAUGAUGAAUAUGGUCAAUAUGGAAUACAACUGUUCAAUAAGAAAGCAGCAAAUCUGGGAAGCUGCAUUGCUUUUACAACUUAUAUCCCCAAAGUUCCAACUCAGAACAAGAUUGCUGAAAUAGUUGACAUGAUAAGACAUUCUAGGGUAAAAGUUGUGUUAGCAUUUGCAGUUGAGCAAGAUGUGGAAGUUUUGAUGCAAGAGAUCACACAGCACAAUGUGACAGGAAUACAAUGGCUUGCAAGUGAAGCAUGGGUUACGUCUGCCCUUCUUUCUACAAAAGAACAAGCUGGUUUCUUAGAUGGAACAGUGGGGUUUGGAAUUAAAAGAGCUAAUAUCCCAGGACUGAAGGAAUUUCUUUUACAACUGCACCCUUCAAAUGUUAAAGAGAAUCCUUUUGUUACAGAAUUUUGGGAAGAAAUAUUUAAUUGUUCACUUGACAUGGAAUUCAGUGACACUGGAACAAGCAAAAAGCCUUGUUCAGGGCAUGAAAAUCUUACUAGUUCUAGCAAUAUAUAUUCUGAUGUGUCACAGCUGAGAAUCUCUUAUCAUGUAUAUAAAGCUGUAUAUGCUAUUGCACAUGCGCUCCAUGAUCUCCUGGCUAUUAAAGAUGACAUCAGCUUAUUUGUUAAUGGCUCAUGCCCAAGGACAUUAACUGUUAAACCAUGGCAGCUUUUGCAUUAUUUAAAAAAUGUUAAAUUUGACAGCCUUGGUGAGGAAGUGCACUUUGAUGAAAAUGGAGAUCCCCUGCCAUCUUAUGACUUAAUAAACUGGCAGAAAAAAUCAGACGUAUCCAUUGACUUCAUCAAUGUUGGUUAUUUUGCUGGUACCGACACUGGCCUACCAAAGCUUGACAUAGAUAAAAAGACCAUCUUAUGGAACGGUGGUAAGAGAGAGGUACCAAAAUCAGCAUGUAGUGAAAGCUGUUCUCUGGGUUCACGAAAAGGACUUAGGCGAGGUGAACCUAUUUGUUGCUUUGACUGUGUACCAUGUGCAGAUGGCGAGAUUAGCAAUCAAACAGACUCAUCAGAGUGCAUUACCUGCCCUCUAGAUUAUUGGUCAAACCUGCUACAAGAUCGCUGUAUAUUACGGGAAAUUGAUUAUCUAUCAUUUGAAGAUGUCAUGGGAAUAUUGCUGAUAGCUGCAUCAUUAUUAGGAGCUUGUGUUACAUGUGCAGUACUAAUAGUCUUUGCAUAUUACAGAGAUACACCUAUUGUAAAAGGUAACAAUUCAGAGUUAAGUUUCCUGAUUUUGGUUUCUUUAGUACUCUGUUUUCUUUGUUCCCUAACAUUUAUUGGGGAACCAUCACAGUGGUCUUGCAUGCUGCGGAAUACAAUUUUUGGUAUAACAUUUGCACUUUGUUUUUCAUGUAUUCUAGCAAAAACAAGUGUUGUAUUAAUGGCUUUCAAAGCAACACUUCCAGGUAGUAAGGCAAUCAAAUGGUUCAAACCUGCUCAACAAAGAGCCUUAAUAUUUUUUGGAACAGCUAUUCAGAUUACAGUUUGCAUUGCAUGGCUGUUCAUAGCACCCCCAUUUCCCAAUCAAAACACACAAGUGCAGACUUCGAAAAUUAUUCUUGAAUGUGCUGUGGGCUCAUUAACUUUCUUUUCAUUUGUACUGGGUUACAUUGGGUUCUUGUCAUGUUUUAGUUUUGUGUUUGCUUUUCUAGCUCAUGAACUGCCAAGUAAUUAUAAUGAGGCAAAACAUAUUACCUUCAGCAUGGUCAUUUUUCUAACUGUAUGGAUUGCCUUUAUACCAGCGUAUAUUAGCACACAUGGAAAAUAUACAAUUGCUGUACAAAUAUUUGCAAUUCUGACAUCAACAUUUGGUUUACUUAUUUGUAUAUUUGCCCCAAAGGUUUAUGUAAUUUUACUAAAGCCAGAAGAAAAUACUAAGAAAAGGCUGCUGAAUAGAGUAGUAAGUGAAUAG